Messenger RNA from Penicillium chermesinum, 1098 nucleotides. RefSeq lists its product as uncharacterized. The transcript has 5 exons. NCBI's taxonomy places the organism in Eukaryota, Fungi, Ascomycota, Eurotiomycetes, Eurotiales, Aspergillaceae. Gene Ontology annotation, molecular function: ATP binding; protein kinase activity. The coding region runs from base 1 to 1098 and encodes 365 amino acids. The record is from RefSeq and is a predicted model, not a curated record. Gene Ontology annotation, biological process: spliceosomal complex assembly; regulation of mRNA processing; protein phosphorylation.
AUGGACCAGCCUACCUAUAUUUUCCCUAUUGAUGCAGAGCCACUACAUCGCUACCGACAAGGCGGUUAUCACCCAGUCACCUUAGGGAAAUGCCUUAAAGCUGGAAGGUAUAAGGUCUUGCAUAAAUUAGGGUGGGGUGGCUACUCAACAGUUUGGGCAGCGCGAGAUCAAAGGACAGGGACUUACGUCGCUGUGAAGGUUUGUGUUGCAGGACGUGAACAUGAUAGGGAGACGCGAGAACUCCAAAUUAUGAAGGAACUGGCAUCUCAUUUCCAUAGUCCGACGCAUGUGGUGCAGUUGCUCGAUGACUUCAACCUAAUGGGCCCCAAUGGGUUCCACAAUUGCCUCGUUUAUGAACUUUUGGGGCCGAACAUUCCGGACGUAGUUGAUGCUCAUUUUUCCGGCGGGAGACUCCCUGGAAAGCUUGCGAAAAUCAUUGCCAAGCAAAGUCUUUCCGGGCUUAAUGAUUUACACCAACGAAAUAUUGGACACGGAGAUUUGCACACUCGCAAUUUGGCCUUCACCAUGCCUUGCUUGGAUAAGGUAUCCGAAGACGGUUUCUUUGAGAUCUUGGGAAAACCAGAAAUAGGCCAUGUCCAGAGGGCCGAUGGGAAAGACCUUGAGCUCGGCGUGCCAGAGUAUAUUGUCAAGCCCAUCUCAUAUCAAACACGUUCUUGGGACUCGAUUCGAGCACCCGAAGUCAUAUUCCACAAUCAAAUUGAUUAUCAUGUUGACUUGUGGAGUAUGGGCUGCAUGCUCUUUGAACUUUUCACGGGCCAGCCGCCUUUUGACACCUUCCUAAUAACACCCCGAAUUCUCGUCGGUCAAAUGCAAGAGAUGGCGAGUGACGACCUACCUAAAAGGUGGCAAAAGAUAUGGAAUACGAUGAAUAAAGGGGACGAUGUGACCGUGGAAAGCUCUGGGCCUAACCUGCAAGAAUGGCUGCAGGAAGUGUAUUUUGAUGGCCACAGGGCCCCUGAUCUCACAAGAGAGGGCAUAACGAGGCUAGGAGAAAUCAUUGGCAGCUUGCUGUGUUUUGAACCGUCGGCAAGAGCAUCAGCGAGACAGAUACUCGACGACCCUUGGUUCAAGGAGUAA